UCAAGAUCGGAGGUCCCCUGAAUCGACCAGCCGGGCUAUCAAAUUCGAGGUAUCUCGGCGGAGACGAGCUAGCGAGGUGGGAUCGGAGAAUAUUCGCUGGCUGCAUGGCGUGAUGCUGUCGCGGAUGCUAUUCCAGGUUUCUGGAUAUGUCCUCCUGCAUGUUUUCGGUCUAUGGGCUCUUCUGCAGCAGAUUCUCAAGUCAUGUUCCACUCCACCAAAGAAAUUCAACUUUGUGUCACAGGAAGGCAGGAUAUUCGUCGUCACCGGCGGCCUGCGGGGCAUCGGAAGGAUGAUUGUGGAGCGACUCAUCGAUUUAGGAGCUUUCGUAAUAAUGACGAGCAGAAGCCCGCCGGAAACUGCAUUGAAAUCUAUCGGAACCGCUAAUUCAUGGCGGUUUCGAUAUGUUCAGCUGAAACUGGAGUCGAUGUCUGAAGUUUCAGAAUUCUGCGAAAUGAUCAGAAAAGAAUACGCGCGCCUUGAUGGCGUCGUAUGUAAUGCUGGAACAUUGAGCGGAUCGGAUGGGCGACUCACCUCCGAGAAUCUGGAGCCACAGCAAGCUGUCAACUACUUUUCAAACGUUCUCAUGGUCGAGAAUCUGCGGCCCUUGUUGCGGAGACACGACUCCAGAGUGAUUCUUGUGUCCUCCAUCGUUCAAUGGCUUGGCUACUGCAACCUCGAGGACAUCAUGCUCGAAAGGCUUUACAGUCCGCACUGGGGCUAUGCGCAAUCCAAACUAUGUCAAGUCGCGUACGCGCGACACCGUGGACGUCGAUUCCUCCAAGAGGGUUUCACGAUCAACGCCGUGCACCCAGGGCUAGUGGCGAGCUCAUUGUACAACGCGAUCAUCAACUUCCUCGGCUCGUUCUUCUUCGUGAGCCUCGAGAGCGGGGCCGAAGCAGUGCUGCACGCACUCUUGUCGGCCUCUCUGGACGGUGUCUCAGGACAAUACAUCGAACGUUUCGAUAUUCUGCCCCCGGUUAGAAGAGUUCGGGACGAGAAGUUCCUGACGGAUCUCCACGAUCUCACGACCAGGUAUCUGAACCCGUGGCUAGAGUGCGAUCACGAACACCAGGCUCUGAGCGAAUAG
This is a messenger RNA of Galendromus occidentalis (western predatory mite), 1087 nucleotides long. Its product is annotated as dehydrogenase/reductase SDR family member on chromosome X. NCBI's taxonomy places the organism in Eukaryota, Metazoa, Arthropoda, Arachnida, Mesostigmata, Phytoseiidae. The transcript is spliced from 7 exons. The coding region runs from base 113 to 1087 and encodes 324 amino acids. The record is from RefSeq and is a predicted model, not a curated record.